UGUGAAGAAGUAUUAUCCCGUGUUGCCAGCAGUUCCGAAAAACCGUAGCGAAAGGAUGAAAACCGUUUUAAGAGCUGCACAAUGAUUGCGACGACAAACUCAACAGAGGGUGGAACACAGACGGAAGCGUAUAAAAUAUUGCCAUGUUCCCCUUCCUCGGUAGUUGGGUUACAACAACAAUCCAUUUAUUUCUCAGCAGUUCACAUUUUCCUCUCCAUCACAGCAUUUCUCGGGAAUUUUCUAAUCCUUGCUGCCCUUAACAAAGAAUCUUCCCUUCAUCCACCGUCCAAACUCUUGUAUCGUUGUCUGGCAACAACUGAUCUGUUGGUUGGUCUUGUUUCCCAGCCUCUCCAUGCUACUUAUUGGAUGUCCUUGGUUUACGAACACUGGACUCUUUGUCGAUACGCAAGUGGCGCAGCCUUCAUAUCAAGUGUUGCAUUAUGUGGGGUGUCUUUGUUGACGUUGACGGCCAUAAGCGUGGACAGACUUCUCGCUCUGUUGUUGGGAAUAAGAUACAGACAAAUAGUAACUUUAAAGCGCAUAUAUAUCAUUACCACUACUUUUUGGAUUUUUUCCGUAGCCGCUGGAUCAUUUUCCAUUUUGCAUACCCGAAUUACCCUUUGGUGUAGUAUUAUAGUCAUACCGUCAUGCUCAGUGAUCUCAAUCACCUCGUAUACAAAGAUAUUUCGCACUCUUAGACAUAAUCAGGCUCAAGUACAAGAUCGUGUUCAACAACAGUCGAGCCAAACAACUGCUCUAAACAUGGCAAGAUACAGCAAGGCAGUGAGCAGUGCACUGUGGGUGCAGUUAGCUUUAGCUGUUUGUUACGUACCAACAGUUUUAGUGUUGCUUGUGCUCGCUUCUAGAAAAACUUAUUCUUCACAUGUAGUAGUUAUAUAUGCAAUAGCAAAUAUUUUAACAUAUUUUAACUCCACUUUGAACCCGUUUCUUUACUGCUGGAAAGUCAAAGAAGUGAGACAAGCAGUAAAGCAGACAAUCCGGCAAGCACUUUGCUUUCCAAGCCGUAAUUUGAAAUGA
This is a messenger RNA of Pocillopora verrucosa, 1038 nucleotides long. NCBI's taxonomy places the organism in Eukaryota, Metazoa, Cnidaria, Anthozoa, Scleractinia, Pocilloporidae. The record is from RefSeq and is a predicted model, not a curated record.